UCUCUCCUCACUGCAUCCCCCAACGGUCUCUUUGCCAUCUCUCCUCCUCUCUCUCUUGCCUUUCCGCAAUGCCUCCAUGUUCUUAGUUCUUUUCUGCACGACCGACAUCUUCAUGAAUCAGUAGGCUUUUGCUCACUGACACUGAAAGAGACUGAAUCCGCAGGACUCAUCAUGGGAGAAAGCCUGUCGGAGCUUUUCGAGCACCCAGAUGCGUCGCCGGAGGACCUCUUCAGUAUUCUGGAAGCAUUUGAGGAUGCCGUCAGCAGGGACAUGGCUCCGUUCGACGGCAGACAGCAGAGGAGCGGCCAUGAGGACGACGAAAAGGCCGGUAAAGCUUUGAAGAAGAGGAAGCUGUCGGAUGCUCCGGGCGCUCAAACGGAGCAGCCGAAGACGUCGCACAUCACGGUGGAGCGCAACCGGAGGAAGCAGAUGAACGAGCACUUGUCGGUGCUGCGCUCGUUGAUGCCUUGCUUCUAUGCGAAGAGAGGAGAUCAAGCAUCCAUCAUAGGAGGGGUCGUCGAGUACAUCAAGGAGCUGCAGCAAGUGUUGCAGUCGCUGGAGGCCAAGAAGCAAAGGAAAGCUUACGGUGAAGUGGUGCUGAGUCCAAGGCCGGUUUCCAGCCCUCGGCCUUCACCUUGGAGCCCCAGGCCUCCACCUCUAAGCCCUAGAAUGGCUCUACCCAUCAGUCCGAGGACUCCCCAGCCGGGAAGCCCUUACAUGCCGAGGAUGCAGCAGAACUACGCCCCCCCCACGGUUCCUCCCUCCCAUGAAUCCUCUCCUUCCUUCGGCAGCAGCGCGUCUGAGCUAACCGCCAAUUCCAACUCCGCGGUGGCCGAGGUGGAGGUCAAGUUCUCAGGUCCCAAUGUCAUCCUCAAGACCGUGUCGCAUCGCAUCCCUGGGCAGGUUCUCAAGAUCGUUGCAGCUCUCGAGGGGCUCGCCCUCGAGAUACUCCAUGUUAGCAUCAGCACCAUGGAUGACACCAUGCUCAACUCAUUCACCAUCAAGAUCGGAAUUGAAUGCGAGCUCAGUGCUGAAGAACUUGCACAUGAAAUCCAGCAAACAUUCUCGUAAAGCUGCUUCAAGA
Messenger RNA from Musa acuminata AAA Group (dessert banana), 1084 nucleotides. Its product is annotated as transcription factor SPEECHLESS-like. Lineage: Eukaryota; Viridiplantae; Streptophyta; Magnoliopsida; Zingiberales; Musaceae. The coding region runs from base 172 to 1071 and encodes 299 amino acids. The transcript is spliced from 3 exons. The record is from RefSeq and is a predicted model, not a curated record. Gene Ontology annotation, cellular component: nucleus. Gene Ontology annotation, biological process: guard cell differentiation; stomatal complex development; positive regulation of DNA-templated transcription. Gene Ontology annotation, molecular function: protein dimerization activity; DNA-binding transcription factor activity.